This is a messenger RNA of Saccostrea echinata, 1652 nucleotides long. RefSeq lists its product as uncharacterized. Gene Ontology annotation, biological process: N-acylphosphatidylethanolamine metabolic process. Lineage: Eukaryota; Metazoa; Mollusca; Bivalvia; Ostreida; Ostreidae. The record is from RefSeq and is a predicted model, not a curated record. Gene Ontology annotation, cellular component: cytoplasm. Gene Ontology annotation, molecular function: A2-type glycerophospholipase activity; glycerophospholipid phospholipase A1 activity. The coding region runs from base 252 to 1538 and encodes 428 amino acids. The transcript has 2 exons.
AUUAGAUCUUAAGUUAAGAAAUGUAGGGGAAGUUUUAUAUAAUUUUUAACCUCGAAGACUCUUUUGUUUUGAUGUUUUGCUACAUCGACUGGCAGUGUUUAUUUGAUCGGACUAUCGACCACGAUGUGUAAAUCUGCAGACAGUGCAGGGUGUAGUUGAAUGCAGGACCUAAACUGUGGAGCGGAUCAAAAGAAAUGUGAUGACAUAGCUUUCCCUAAGCCUUUAGAGGAAUUGGAUAAUUACAACUGAAGAUGGAAUCAGACAACACUGAUUCCUUACAAAGUAGUGGCUCUGAAGAGGGACAAAGCGAGGGAAACCGGACUACAGAUAAGAAAUAUUUAGCGAAAAGACCAGGCGACUUCAAGACCAUAUAUAGCAAGACACGACAACCGGCUUUAACACAGCUCAACAAAGAGAAACAACACAAAGAGAAAUGUGAUUAUAUUUCCUGUGAAAAGAAAGAGAGCAGCACACAAACAUUAGGGACUAAAGCCGUCUAUCAGAAAAUGAGCCCAGACUCAGCAAAGAAAAGAAAUAUGGAAGAAAGUUCAGAUGACAAGGAGAAUUCUGGCGGGGCAAAAAGUUGCAGAAGGAAGUUUGACUAUACUCAAGCAGUGUACAAGAAGGGUGCAACACUGUUUUCAAUUUUAGAAUUAGACUGUACUGACUCAACAGAGCCACCGUCUCCAAAGCCUGAACCAUUAACAUUAAAUAAAAACUUUAGCCAACUUGUGCCCUUCUCCAGAAAAAAGUCAACUUUUCACCAGUUUGAACAGACUAUGUAUUACUCGUGUACUCCGGAACAGUUGUCUCUACACAAAUUAAGAUGCUCAAUCUAUUCCAGUCUCGGCGCCAGCUGGAGUAUAGUCAACCCGGAAGAGUGCAAACGUGUUUGUUUUCAAUGCUUUAAUAAACAAAAGGUGGAAUCAAUGUUCGAACUUACUCCUGGAGAUCACAUCUCCAUCCAUCGGUCAGUCGGAUACGAACAUCACGCCAUUGUUGUCGAUGUAUCACCCGAUAAAGAUGACCCCACUUCCGGUUUUCUGAGAGUUAUUCACCGCAGUGCAAAUGCUGGCGAAGUCGCCAGGGGGAUACUACUGUGUAUGAUCACUGUAGGACAGUACGGUAAUUUAGCUUAUCUGCGGGAGGAAGACGUGAAAUUCGAUCUGAAGAAACAGGAUGUGUAUAUUAUUCAGUACAAAAAUAAACCUUUUACUCGUUCCAAAAUCAUCCGCCGAGCAAGGGCUGAGGUAGAGAAUGACGAAACAUUAUACAGUAUAUCUUCUGAUAACUGUGAACACUUUGCUAAUUGGUGUGCUACCGGGGAGUACUACAGUCACCAGAUUGGCUUACUGAAAGCAACACUCCAAAUGUUGCUCUUCUCAGACAAUGAGGGAUAUAAUAGAAUGUUAGAUAAUCUCGCAGAGAAUGGUAUAAUGUGCGAAGAAUGCUUCCAGGAAGCAAAAAGGGCACAGGAAGAAAGCAGAUUGAAUCAAGAGAAAGCAGAAAAGAAUUCCGUGACACAUAUGCUUCCUUGAAUGUUUUUACUGGGUUUUUUUUUAAUUCUAGCGGUAAUCAUUUUAGCGCCUCUCUUGUCUGCAAACUCAUGUAGACGCUAAUCAAGAUAUUUGAUUAAAAUUAAUACAUCAUAA